Molecule: messenger RNA, 447 nt
Organism: Heterostelium album PN500
Lineage: Eukaryota; Evosea; Eumycetozoa; Acytosteliales; Acytosteliaceae
Exons: 1
Coding region: 1-447 (148 amino acids)
Source: RefSeq, a predicted model, not a curated record
AUGGGUGUUAUGGAAUACUUUUAUACUCAAAAGGAAAUUGAAGAAGCAUCAAAGAACUACAAACUAAAGUAUGAAUUGCUUUUAAGAUUUGCCGAUUGUUCAGACUCUUGGGCAGAUAUGAUGGCACACACCGAAUUCCGUGUCGAUCUAAAUCAAUACUACCAAGAGAGAUCCACCAAUAACACACUGAAUGAAAGCCAACCAAAAGAACAAAGAGUUUCACUUUCAAAGAUCAACCUUGCAUCGAUUCAGAGCAAUGCCGACGAUGACGAAGAUGACGAUGUCGAACUCACAGAACAGGAUAGAAUCUAUAAAAAGAAAUUCAAUGAUCUCUACAAUCUAAUGAUGGAAGAUCAAUCAGACGAUGACAUGGAUACCUAUCUUCAAGAUCAUUUCCCUUUUUCAAAACAAGGACAACUCAAUAGAUCAUUACCAUUCCACGAAUAA